Messenger RNA from Hyaena hyaena (striped hyena), 4847 nucleotides. It is a transcript of the gene FBRSL1, whose product is annotated as fibrosin like 1. The record is from RefSeq and is a predicted model, not a curated record. Bases 214 to 3507 code for a protein of 1097 amino acids. The transcript has 20 exons. Lineage: Eukaryota; Metazoa; Chordata; Mammalia; Carnivora; Hyaenidae.
CGCCGAUGCGCGCGGCCGCCCGUGCCGGGGCUCCCAGGCCGCGCCGGGCCCGGGGCUGAGGGACCCCGCGCGGCAUGCCCGGCCCGGCCCGCCGCCCGCCGCCUCCCAGGGCCCGAGCCCGCGCGGCCCGCACCGAGCCCGGCGGCGCCGUGUAGCGCAGCGGGAGCGGGAGCGCGGGAGCCCGACGGCGCGGCCGCAAGGUCACCGCGCACCAUGGAGGCCAAGGUCCGCCAGAGCCGGCGCUCCCGCGCGCAGCGGGACCGCGGCCGGCGCCGGGAGGCGGCCCGCGACGCCCGCGACCAGAGCGCGUCGUCGGGCGACGAGACCGAGCCGGGGCCCGGCAAGGAGAACGCGGGCCUGCCACGCGCGCCCGCGCCCCGCGCCGCCGCCGUGCGCCCCCCGCGCCGCCGCCGCCGCGAGUCCAGCUCGCAGGAGGAGGAGGUCAUCGACGGCUUCGCCAUCGCCAGCUUCAGCACGCUGGAGGCCUUGGAGAAGGACAUGGCCCUGAAGCCACACGAACGGAAGGAGAAAUGGGAACGUCGCCUCGCCAAGAAGCCCCGCGAGUCAGAAAACUGCCCGUCUACAGAACCGAGCGAGAACGGGCGGCCCCUGGAGAUGGGCGGCCCCGAGCAGGACCUGGAGCCUGCGUGCGACCGGGGGAAGAAGGUCCCCCUGCAGCCCACCAAGCAGAUGAAGGCCACAGCGUCCAGAGGGGGCGACCGCCACAGUGGGGAUGACAGCUUCCACGAAGCCACCAGCUCCCGGAGGAGCAGUUCUCGGGACCAGCUCAGUGACAGCUCUGCGCAGGCCGUCUCCGGCAGGGGCUACUCGUGUGACAGCGAGAGCGAAGGGGACGACAAGGCAUCUGUGGGCUCCGAGAAGCUCUUUGCCCCAGCAGCCGAUAAAGACCCCACGCUGGGCGAGGAGGCCGAGGCCAAGGCCGGAGCGCCAACCAAGGUCUCGGGCCUGGAGCGCAGCCGCGAGCUGAGCGCCGACCCGCCGCCCUUCCUGCCCGCCGUGCGCAGCCCCGCGCCCCCCGCCGGCCCCGCGCCGGGCGCCCCGGCCAACCCGCCGGUCAAGAAGGAAGCCCCCGCCCUGCCCCGCCUCACCCCGCAGCCGCCGCCCGCGCCCCCGCAGCCCCGCGCCCCGCUCCCGACGCACGUGCCUCUGCCCCUGGGCGCCUUCGCGGGCCCGGGCCCGGCAGCGCACAACGGCCUGCACAGCCUCAGCAGGAGCAGCAGCGCCAGCAGCAGCGCCAGCCUCGGGCUCGCGAAGCACGCGUCCCUGUCGCCUCUCGGGCCAGGCCCCCACCUGUCUACCUCACACCUGGCGCUCCGCCCGCAGGCCCAGCACCAGCACCACGCGGCGGCCAUGUUCGCCGCCCCCCCGACACUGCCCCCGCCCCCGGCGCUGCCGGCCAACAGCCUGGUCAUCCCAGGACACCCUGCCGAUGCCAGCCUGUUGAUCUCAUUCAGCCAGCCAAUCAUGUAUUGCCAGCCUCAUUCGGGGAUUCUGAUUGAUCACGAGCUGCUCAGGCAAGAGCUGAACGCGCGUUUUCUGGUCCAGAGCGCUGAGCGGCCCGGCGCCCCCCUGGGCCCGGGGGCUCUGCUGCGGGCGGAGUUCCACCAGCACCAACACACACACCAGCACACACACCAGCACCAACACACAUUCGCCCCCUUCCCCGCGGGGCUGCCCCCGACGCCGCUCCUGCCGCCCGCCGCACCCCCGCCGUUUGACAAAUACGCGCCCAAGCUGGACAGCCCCUACUUCCGACAUUCCAACUUUUUCCCGUCCUUCUCUUCUGCCAUCCCCGGACUGCCCACCCUGCUCCCACACCCAGGCCCCUUUGGGUCCCUACAGGGUGCUUUUCAGCCCAAGACUUCAAACCCAAUCGAGGUAACGGGUCGAGCCAGUGCUGUUCACACCCUCCUCCAGAAAGCCCCCGGGGUUUCUGACCCAUACCGGACGGCAGUCAGGAAGCCUGGGAAGUGGUGUGCUGUGCACGUGCAGAUCGCCUGGCAGAUCUACCACCACCAGCAGAAGAUGAAGCAGAUGCAGCUGGACCCCCACAAGCUGGAGGUGGGCACCAAGCUGGACUUGUCCAGCAGACCCCCCGCCCCGGGCGUGUUUGCCGGAUUCCACUACCCGCAGGAGCUGGCCCGGCCCCUCUUCUCUGGCUCGGGUGCAGCCCACCCCACUACCAGCCCAUUCGGACCCUCGGCCCAUCCCGGCAGCUUCCUGACCACCAGUCACCUGACAGACCCGUUCAGCAGGCCAGGCACCUUCGGGGGCCUGGGGAGUCUGGGCAGCAACGCCUUCGGGGGCCUGGGGAGCCACGCACUGACUCAGAGCAGCGGCAUCUUUGCCCCCAAGGAGAGCUCUGCGCUGCACGGCCUGCCCAGCCCCCACGAGGCCUGGAACCGACUGCACCGGGCGCCCCCCUCCUUCCCCACGCCGCCCCCGUGGCCUAAGCCUGUGGACCCCGAUCGGGUCUCAGCCCUGACCAACCACGACCGGGAGCCGGACAAGGGCCGGGAGGAGCGGGAUCGGGACCUCCUGGAGAAGACGCGCCUGCUGACCCGGGCCUCGCCCGCAGCCCCCGUGGGCUACCCGGUCGGGAGCCUCCUGCUCCGCGGCCAGGGCGAGCCGUGCCGGCCCGGGGUCCCCGCCGAGCGCGAGGCUGAGCCCCGCAUCAAGGAGAGCCGCUCCCCGGCCCGGGAGGACGGCGCCAAGCCGCCUGCGCGCGCGCCGUCUCCCUACAGCAAGGCGGCCCUGGGCGACAGCCUGCGCCUGGCGGGCCUCCUGGGCCGAGAGCCGGGGAAGCUGCCCGACGCGCCGGCCGAGCGGCCCCAGGGCGACGUGAAGGUCAAGGAGGAGCGCAGGGAAGACGGCGACGCGCCCGAGCCCCCGGCCGGCCCGCCCCCUGCGCCCGAGCGCCCGCGCGCCGCCCCCGCGCCCCUGCAGCUCGGCCCCAGCCCCGCGGGCCGCGAGCGCCUGGGCUUCCCGUGGGAGCCCCUGCGCGACGCCUACCGCGGCCUGGAGCUGCCCCGGCGCGCCCUGCCCGCCGCCCCGGCCGCCCUGUUCGAGCCCUCCGAGCGCCCCUACCGCGACCGUGAGCCGCACGACUACAGCCCCGAGCGCCUGCGGGAGGCGCGCCGCGAGGAGCUGGAGCGCGCGCGGGCCACGCACCUGGGCGCCGCCGCGCACCUGCCGCCCGGCGCCGCGCACCUGCCCGACGGCGCCGCGCACCUGCCCGCGCUGGGCGCCCUGCACUACCCGCGCCUCGGGCCCGCCGCCGCCGCGCUGCACAGCGGGCUCCUGGCGCGGACCCCGCCCGCCGCCGCGGCGCUCGGCGCGCCACCCCCGCUGGUGGCCGCGGGCGGGUCCCCCACGCCCCCCGGGCCGCCGCCGCCGCGGAGCAGGACUACGCCGCUCGGGGCCCACGGGCCCGAGGCGCGCGACUAUUCCCCGUCCCGCAACCCCCAGGAGGUGGAGGCGCGGUAGUCCCCGCGGGACCCCGCGCCGCCUGUUCGGAGACCCUCCUACAAAUGCACUGCUGUAAACUUUUCUACGUGGACGUUUCUAGAACCUAAGCACAGCGCCGUCAGCCCUGGGGUGACACUCGCUUUCCGCUCAAAGCCUGCGGAGUCGGGGGGGGUUCAUCCACAGCCUUGCUGGGGGUGAGCUUUUGUUUUCCGAGCUCGAGGUUAGGCCACUGGAAGAGAAUAAGAGUUUGUACAUCUUUUCCCACAGGUGAGAAGCGUUUUUAAUAGAUUUGUAUUUUUUUCAAUUUUGUGCUCUUUAGACAUUUAAAACAAGAAACUUUUGCUUUUUUAUCUUCAGUUCGGAUUUGCAAUGUAAAGGCCUCAGAUUCCUCUCUAGAGCCCCAGGAUCUUUUUGUCUUAUUUAUGGAGAAAACACGGUCAUUUUGUCCAGCGCACUGUGAGGCCCCACUUCAGGCCGGCCCUGGCCCUCCCUUGGUACUUGGAACCGAAGUUACAGAUCUAUAUUAAAAUAAUAAUAAUGUACAAAACUUUUUUUGCCUUAUUAUGCAGAAGUGUUAAGAGGAUUUCUUUUUCAGUUUGUUUUUAAAAAAAGAAAUAUGUAAAUAGUCUGUUAAUAUAAAUAUAUGGCGUUAUUAAAUUCUUAACCUGGGUAGACUUUAUAAAAAAAAUUUCUAGAAACCUCUCUGGUUAUUUGUUUAACAUGGUCACUCACAAAAACAAAAAAACAAACCUCGCUGUCAGUUGGAAACGCCCGAAAGUUUAACUGCAGCACCGACCCUUCAACUAUGCAAGCGCCCCGCGGUGGGGCCUGGCCGCUCCGGGGAACGCGGUUCCGAGCGGUCCCGCGGGGCUCCGGGUCCCCGGCCCCAGGGCCCCGCCCUUCCGGGGACUGGCCGGCUCUGGCCACAGGACACUUCUGUGGACCCUGGUUUCGAUUGUGCAGCGGUCUCGGAAUCUGUACCUGACAAGCAGACUUUUAGGAGUGAAGAGUCUAAAGGUUCAUCACAAAAAGAAACGGUAACUUCUGUUUUCUCUCCUGCGCAGAGGCCGUCAGCAGACAUUGCUCAGCGUGGCCCUACCCCGGCCGAGGCCUUGGCAUGAUUUCCUUUUGCUUUCGGUUUUGCUUUCAUAACCGCCCGAAUGUCACCUCGUCCUGCCCGCAGCACCCUUUUCUGUUCCCUGACGGCCACACCUGUGUCCACGGCACUUUUGAACCUUGUCGGUUCGACCAGUUCUGUAUUUUCAACCCCCGUUUCCACUGUGGACUCUGGUUGCUUUAAACAUUCAGUUCUCGUGUCAAUCAAUGAAGAUAAAUACAGUCUUGAUUUCGGAUCACAA